Messenger RNA from Hemibagrus wyckioides, 1337 nucleotides. RefSeq names its product intraflagellar transport protein 46 homolog. The record is from RefSeq and is a predicted model, not a curated record. Gene Ontology annotation, cellular component: motile cilium; centrosome; intraciliary transport particle B. The coding region runs from base 228 to 1337 and encodes 369 amino acids. NCBI's taxonomy places the organism in Eukaryota, Metazoa, Chordata, Actinopteri, Siluriformes, Bagridae. Gene Ontology annotation, biological process: cilium assembly; intraciliary transport. The transcript is spliced from 12 exons.
GUAAUCAGACAGCACUUCACAUCUCGAGCUGUAUUCUACUGGACACAGCGUUACUUAUUUAAAGAACACAACUUAAAUAAGCAAACAGAAAUGAAAAUAAAAACACUGGACAUCCGGCACACAUGCGGUACUCGAGGCUCAAGUGACUGCAGACUGUUCACAACAAAAACAAAAACAGCUUGCUGAUCUUAAAGGAGCCACAUCUUAUUUCACUCGUUACAUGUGAAAUGCCUGAGCUUCUUGAUAACCAGCCCUACGACGAGACUCUGGACAUCAGCAACUCAGAAGAGCUGGCCAGUUUGGACACACGUACUCCACGGCAAGCAGUCUUAAGGAACACAAGCCUACAGCAGCUGAAUUACAUGGCCAGUAGUGGCAAUGAUGAGUCUGAAGACAGUAUCAAGCAAAAAAAGACAGGACCACCUGCUAGACCAUGUGAACCAGCUGAAACUGAUGAUGAGGAUUAUGAUGAAGAGGAUGAUGAUGAAGAGGAUUCUGAUGACACAGAGUCAGAUGAAGAUGAUGGGGAGCCAAGACCAGCUCCAGAAGGGGCAUAUGAUCCAUCAGAUUAUGACCAUCUCCAUGUCUCAUCAGAUAUAAAAGACAUUUUCCAGUUCAUCACACGAUACACACCUCAGAACAUUGAACUGGAUCAUAAGCUGAAGCCUUUUAUUCCAGACUUCAUUCCAGCUGUAGGCGACAUUGAUGCUUUCCUUAAAGUUCCUCGGCCGGAUGGGAAGGUGGAUGGUCUGGGCUUGGUAGUGUUGGAUGAACCAUGUGCUAAGCAAUCAGACCCAGUGGUGCUCUCCAUGGGGCUUUCUGAGAACAGUAAACAGCACAAUGUCGCUGAAGUGAAGGUGAAGAGUAUCGAGAGUGCACAGAAGAACCCAAAAGCUAUUGAUGACUGGAUAGAUAGCGUCAGUGAACUCCAUCGCUCCAAACCUCCAGCCACAGUUCUGUACACCAGACCCAUGCCAGACACUGAUACCCUGAUGCAAGAAUGGCCACCUGAGUUUGAAGAGCUUUUGGGCAAGCUGAACCUCCCCACAGCAGAUAUUGACUGUGACCUGGAAGAGUACAUCGACACAAUUUGCGGUAUCUUGGACAUUCCAGUAUACGAGAGCCGAAUCCAGUCUCUCCAUGUCCUGUUCUCACUUUAUUCUGAAAUCAGAAACUUCCAGCCUGAGCUUAUUGCUAAGUCGCCCAACAACAAGACUCUGGACAUCAAUGACUCAGGAGAGGUGGCCAGUUUGUACGCACCUACUCCAUGGCAAGCAGGUCAGCUGAGGCUCUUAAUGCUGUAUGAUUUCAGUGUGAAACAUUUCCAGCAUUGCUAA